GUUGGAGUUGGGUUGGAACUAAACUGCAGAGCUGCGGCGCUCCAGGAGCUGACUUUGACAGAUCUGCUCUAGGAGGUUCACUGAUGGACUGCUCCAGCCAACAGCAUAACAGCACCUGCUGUGAAGACCAACAGACGGAGAGUCCCGGGUCACUGAAGUCAGGAGCUAAGAGUGGAAAGACUCCCAUUUUUGCUGUUGGAAAAGGGAGGGCUGUUUUCCAGAGGAGUUUACAAAGUCCACAGUGUCCACUCAAGAGUCCUCCCACCUCCACCUCCAAACUCUCACUCGCUUUCUCUGUUCUUUCAUUAAAGCACAGCCCGUCCAGGAGCGUGAACUGAAUCGUCCCAGGCAGGAGAAAUGGGCAUCAGCAGCAGCUUCAGCGGUUUAUCUCCACUCGUCUUCAUCUGCGCUCUGGCCUUCUGCAUGGCUCUGGUGCACACAGAAACAGUGGCUGAUUCCUCCCCAACAUUUCAGAAAGACGACACAGUCUCCGGUGAUGGAAGCUUCGAUGUGACGACAAAAGCCCACGAGCUGAUAGAAAGCAGCACCGUCGCCGAUUAUGAGGACAGCACACACAUAAUAACCCUGGAGGAGGAAGGUAUAAAAUCAGGGGUUUUGGGGCCCGGUGCCAUCGCAGCUAUCGUCAUUGCAGUUUUCCUCGGAGCCUCUGUUCUUCUGGCUCUCAUUGUGAUCACGCUCAGAAAGUUCACCGCCUCUUAAGAAGAGACAUUUGUGUGUUUUGAUUUCUUCUCUUCUUCAAUCCCCUCUCUUCCCUUGUUUUCUCUCCUCCGUCUGAACUGUAGUGUCUCAUUGGUGGCGGCUCCCUCAUGAAGUGGUGGUUUGCAGCUGCUUUCUUCUUCCUCCAGUAAAACUCCAGAGCAGUUGGGGUCAAAAUUAAAUGUGACCAUAAUAUCAAUGUUGAUAUAGUCUUUAAAUUAGGAAUACAUUAGAAAAUUGUAGAGGUUAGAACUAUUGAUAUUAGUGCCAUGCAGUUUAGAUCCAAUCUUGUUGGUGAUUGCUGAUUUGUGUAAAAUGAUGGUUAUUUUGAGUUUAAGAUAAAGUCUGUGUGUGUGAGGGUGUGUGUACAGGUAUUUAGAGAAAGCAGAGCAGUCUUUAAUGUUUUAAUUGAACUUUUAUACCUAAACUGAUGAAUUUGUAGGUCACCUUGUGAUUGUUCGCUGACCAGAUAAAAAAUUCCAAGUUUAAA
Danio aesculapii is the source of this 1207-nucleotide messenger RNA. RefSeq names its product secondary ossification center associated regulator of chondrocyte maturation (gene snorc). The transcript is spliced from 4 exons. Bases 358 to 720 code for a protein of 120 amino acids. The record is from RefSeq and is a predicted model, not a curated record. Gene Ontology annotation, biological process: cartilage development. Lineage: Eukaryota; Metazoa; Chordata; Actinopteri; Cypriniformes; Danionidae.